This is a messenger RNA of Suillus discolor, 2394 nucleotides long. RefSeq lists its product as uncharacterized. NCBI's taxonomy places the organism in Eukaryota, Fungi, Basidiomycota, Agaricomycetes, Boletales, Suillaceae. The transcript has 14 exons. The record is from RefSeq and is a predicted model, not a curated record. The coding region runs from base 1 to 2394 and encodes 797 amino acids.
AUGACUCCACUGUUCACAGAUCACUUUGCUGAUGCCGAUGUCUCUGACGUGCAAGCAACUCCCAGAUUCCGGGUUGACGACAUAGGUCACCCCUGGGCACCAUUCAAGUCGCGACUAGAGUUUGAACUUGCUGAACUUGCCCUGGAGGCUUGUUUGAACAACGAGCAGACUGAUCAGCUCAUACGACUUUGCAACCGGUGCACUUCCCGACAGGAGAAGUUCACAUUCCGGACCCACAAGGACAUUCACGACAGGUGGGAGACUGCUUCCCAUCGCCUUACGGGGUUUACUCAAGACAUGAUUUCAGUACCGUAUGACGGUACCAAUACGAGAUGGGCUACUGAUCUCCUUCGUGAUCCUCAGCUCUUUCCGCACAUGGUAUUUGAUGCGCAGCGCUUCUCAAAGUUUGAUGGCGAGACAUUUGUAAACUUUGUAGAUGAACCUUACACGGCUGAAGCUUUUUGGAAUGUUCAAUCUCAGCUACCAGAGGGCGCCAAACCUCUGGCGUUUAUUCUGUAUGCGGACAAGACGAAGUUGUCCUCAUUUGGUACCGCAAGAGGUUACCCCGUUGUUGCACGUCUUGCGAACCUUCCCACCGACAUUCGCCAAUGGUCAAGGUAUGGGUGGCUGGCUACGUUGUUGGGUGGCUUCCUAUUGUAUGGAGUGAAGGAGGAGAAGGAUCACGCUGGCAAGCCAAGCUGGGUCAAUUUCAAGAACGCUGUUUGGCACGAGGCGUUCUUGAAGAUUCUCUCUCCGCUAGCAUCAAAAUCUAGUACAGGUCAAUGGUUUGAAUGUCUCGACAGCAUCCAACGCUGGUUCUUUCCUUCGAUAUUAAUCUUGUCGGCCGAUUACAAGGAACAAUGUGUUAUGUCGCUCACUCGAGGGAUCAAGUCCCUGUGGCCAUGCCCAGUUUGUCUCGCCUAUCCUCGUCGAACAUCCGAUCAGUCACAGAACGUCUUGCAGGUUGCGCGGGGCAAGCAGACCGCUGAAGAGAGAGAUGAUAUGCUCAAACAAUAUGGACUUCGUGAUGUCCAGAACGCUUUUUGGAUCGUUGCGCUUACUUGUGUACAUUACGCACUCUCGUGGGAUAGGCUCCAUUUCAAUGGUGGCCUGUACCGCGAUCAUUUGUGGGCCGAACUGCAGAGAAUAAUCAUUAGUCUUGGGAGAGCAAGUGUAGCGCAGAUGGACCACAAGCGUUUCCACCGGUGGCGCAAUCUCAAACAUCUAUCGCAAAUGGUGAUCUAUGCUGCACAUACCAUUGUGACUGAGGACGGGUGUCCAAUCGGCUACCUCUUACUUCGUUGUAUUCGACUCUUUCUUGAAGUCGAUUUAUAUGCAGCACUCGAGGUUCACACAGCUGAUACUAUCCAUGCAGGCCGACACGCAGUUCAAGCGUUCUCAACCUAUCUCCAGCAAUAUAUAACUAAAACAGCCGACACGAGCGACAAGAACUGGAACUUCCCCAAAUUGCACAUGAGUGUGCAUAUCUUUGACAACAUCGAAGCUAAAGGAGCUACACGUAACUACAACACGAAGCCAAACGAGAAGAUGCACGGGUCGCUGAAAGAUUCGUAUCAAAUGCGCACCAACUUCAGGAAUGUGGCGCCGCAGAUUCUUCGCAUCAAUCAUUGGCAAGUGGUCGCCGAGAGCAUUUGCCGGAACAUAUCCGACUUCGAUGAGUAUCAGUCAUGCGAUGUCGACAAUGUGCUGGACAAAGACAAUUCCGUGGUGGAUGAUUUGGUCGUCUCGAACGACUCGCCUCAUGUAAAGCUUGGAUCCAGACAAGCUCCACAGACUUUUGAAUCUGUCGAGAACACUCACAGACAUGACAGCGCAUUUACUAACUUUCGUAUCAGGCUCAAUGAUUUCUUAACUAACUUUUUACCAGCCAUUCAAGUCCCUCUACCAGGUGGAAAGCGGGUCCAGCUCAAAGCAAAUGGCAAGAUUACCGGGUGCCGUUUCUUAAAGGUUAACUAUGAGUCAUUGGUAGAUUGGCGCCAACAUACCGAUUUCCUUCGUUGUAAUCCCAAGUUCUUUGGUACUCCGCGCUUCGACUGUGUGUUCGUCCAGACAACCGACAAGAUCAUCUUUGGUCGCCUGCUCUUUGUUUUUGAAUGUACACUGGAAGAUACAGCCCUCUCCCUUGCCCUUAUUCACCCAUUUGAUGCUCCCACUGGUGUUCGCAUCCGAAAAGACAAGCAUCUCUCCAUCUUUCGUGUGCGAGCAAGACCCCGGGCGCAGGCUGAAUUUUUUUCAGUAAGGUCGAUCAUCCGCGGAGCUUUCCUAGUGCCGGAUGGUAGCAAUGAUUACAUUGUUGUCGAUACUGUUGACACCGACAUGUUCCUUCGUGUGAAGGCGCUGCAUCUUGAGGCAGGGCACCUUGUACGUGUUUGA